UAAUGAAUCUGUAAUCUAAUGUAUUUUAGAUCCAAUAAAAAUGUCCUAAUAUUACUGAUUUCAAAACCUUGAACAUGAGAUUUGGGCUGAUAAGUGUACAAUUUGGAAUUUAUUUUUAUAUAUUAUUUGAUUUAUAUGUUGGCCCUCUCCCCAAAAUACAUAAAAUCCUAGUUUCGCGAUUGCCGUCAUCCUAAUAUGAACAUCCUAGAUCAAUAACAUAAAAAAGUUACAAUUUAUUGUAUUUUUCAAUGUUUUCAAAAAAUUAUUGCAUAUUUUAGGAAGAAAAAAAAAAACCUCUUCUAAAUAUAAAAUAAAAACAGAAAAGGUCAGAAAUUAAAAAACAAAAAUUGAAGAGGGGAGUUGCUCUUGUACCACGCCGCCACCGUGGACGCUGGCGAAGAAGGUAAGGCGCAGGGUAUUUCCGUAAUUGCGACUAUCCCGAUUCGGCUACAACGGUUGGUAAUCAAACCCAAUCAUUCACCACUCUCUCCCCUAAUCCAAACGACCAAAAAAAAUACACAUUCACUUAAUCCAACGGCUCAAAACAGACAGAAAUUUAAAAGUGUUAUCAAACGAUCCACAGAUAAGCCCCCCAAAAAACUAGCCGUUACACAGAGAGCGUCGACAGCUCUAACGUUCCCUUUUUCUCUCCUCUCAUCUCUCUCUCUCUCUCUCUCUCUCAUCAACCCUCAUUCAUUUGUUUCUUCGGUGCCAAAACACCAGACAUUCACUGACCUUUUUUCUUCCCUACGUCUCCGGCCAGUCUUCUCUCUUUUCUGGUCACAUUCUGAUGGACUUAGUCGGUAAGAAGGCCGGAUCGGUCACUCCUGUGAAAGACCAACAUGGUUCUCGAUCCAAGAGGCACGGAAACUCGAGAUAUGCCGAGAAUUUGAACCCCAAUGUUUCUCCUGGGCCAAAACCCACGGCUUCCCCUGCGACGAAAUCGACCAAGUCCCAGAAAUCGGCCCCCAAGAACCCGAACCCGGUUGUUCAUUCACCCCGGAACAAGAUCCGGGAGAGGAAGUUCGUCGUGGCAAAGAAGAAAUCGAAGAAAGAGAACCCGAAUGUUGCUUGUAAAUGCAAAGAGAAAGGUAAUUCCAAGAAGUGUCUUUGCGUGGCCUAUGAGAAUCUGAGGGCAUCGCAGGAAGAGUUUUUCAAGAACCGGAACGAUGAAUCGGAUAGUUUGAAGGAGUGUGAUAGAGCUGAGCGUGAACUCGAGGAAGAGAUUGAGAAGGGUUUGAGGAUUCAAGAUGGGUUGGAGGGUGAUUUUGACCCGAGUGAGAUUGACCCGUCUGGUGAAAUGAGUUCUUCGACCUUCAAGAGAAGGAGGGACAAGUUGUUGGAGGAGGCAAGGAAGAGUGUGCCUGAGCGAGGGAAAGUGAUGCACUUGGUUCAGGCCUUUGAGAAACUCCUUUCGAUUCCCUCGAAGGAAUUGGAUGAGCAGAAGGAUGGGGAGGAACCAGAAGAUAAUGGCAAGAAGGCAGAAAAGUGGGCCUUACCUGGAUUGCAACCUCCUAAGGUGCCUGAAGCACAGGUUUCGUCUUAUUCGUUUUGUCCGUCCGAUUUGUUUUUGACAUCUGAGAAUCUUGGUUUGGAUCGGCGGCCUUCAGUUUCGUCUUCUUGGGAUGGAAGUUUGGGAAGUGUUUCAAGCAGGACUUCCAAUGGGGGGCGAAGGAGCCGAAGAAAUAGCUCUGAAUCAUCUAGCACAAUGGGAGGAAGGACAUGGAAGAAAAAGCAGCUCAGAGCCACUAGCCUUAAACCAUUCAAGCUAAGGACAGAGGAAAGGGGAAGACAAAAAGAGGAAGAGUUCAUGAAGAAGAUACAAGAGAUGAUGAUAGAGGAGGAGAGGCAGCGGAUACCAAUUGCUCAGGGCCUCCCAUGGACAACUGAUGAACCAGAGUGCUUAAUGAAACCUCCAGUAAAAGACAUCACAAUACCAACUGAUCUGAAGCUCUACAGUGACAUGCGGGCAGUAGAGCGAGCUGAGUUUGACCAUCAGGUGGCCGAGAAGAUGAACCUGUUUGAGCAAUACAAGAUGGAAAGAGAGAGACUGCAGAAGUUGGCAGAAGAGGAGGAAAUAAGAAGGUUGAGAAAGGAGCUUGUUCCAAAAGCACAGCCGAUGCCCUACUUUGACAGGCCUUUCAUUCCCAGAAGGUCAAUGAAGCAUCCCACUAUACCCAAAGAACCAAAGUUUCAUGUGCCUCAGCAAAAGAAGAUCAAGUCCUGCUUGCCAUGGAACGAUAUCGGCUCCUAUAUUUACCAAGAGUGAAGCUUGAAGAAGACAAGAAAGAACCUGAUUUUGUUUCUCCUUAGCCGUGUGCAUUCAUUCCCCUGUCAUAUUAAUAACUAAUAAUCAAGUGCUUUCUAUUUCUUUCCCAACUUGCUUCUGAUAUUCUUUUUAAUCUUGUAUAUGAAUAUGAAUGAAGCAACUAGUUUAGUUGCAAUCCCAUUAAUUUGAUUCUUUGAAAGGUUACGGCGUUCUUA
Molecule: messenger RNA, 2484 nt
Organism: Prunus persica (peach)
Lineage: Eukaryota; Viridiplantae; Streptophyta; Magnoliopsida; Rosales; Rosaceae
Product: PH domain-containing protein DDB_G0287875
Exons: 8
Coding region: 791-2269 (492 amino acids)
Biological process (GO): regulation of mitotic spindle organization; mitotic spindle assembly; activation of protein kinase activity
Cellular component (GO): nuclear microtubule; mitotic spindle
Molecular function (GO): microtubule binding; protein kinase activator activity
Source: RefSeq, a predicted model, not a curated record